GAAUCCUAAAUGAACAAAAUAUCCUCACCUUUGGACACCCCUACGAUGUUCUUGACAAAUUUAUCUUGUUCUGCGGGAGUUAAUAUUCUAUCUGUCCAGCUUCGUCGUUAUUGGGUGAAAUGUGAAUAGAGAGGCAAUGGAAAGACAGCAUCGGAGUUUCGCGGCUGCCGAUGCAAAAAUGGUUUCCGCGCUGGCCAUCGGAGGCCGGUCGGACAAGAGGAGAACAUCUUCGGGAGCUCUGACCCCAAUUCUCUGCCUCGACCACGAUAUCAUCUGUAAGAUAUUCGCUCACCUAGACAUGUUCGACCUCGUUCGCUGCUCUGCUGUUUGCAAAAAUUGGAAUUGGAUCAUCGACGACUCUAGGUUGCUGAGAAAAUAUUAUUAUAAGCAGCAGAUUAGUUCUACCUUUACUCCUGGUACUUCUACAUCACGCGAAAAGCCACUGAGAAUAGUUCUAAAGGAACUAGCUACGGAGCACCAUAGAUUAGCGUUUCAAAAAGGUUACAUUCGUAUUGAUCAGUGGAGGGGUCAUUCAGCAAGGGCUCAUCAGUGCCGCAUGAAGAUGGGCCUGAUUCUUACCGGUGUUGGAGAUAAGGCUAUGCGUCUCUGGUCAUUGGAAAGCUACAGAUGCAUGGAAGAAUACUCAAUACCUGAUAUGGUCUCUCUUGUUGACUUUGAUUUUGACGUGAGCAAGAUUGUUGGUCUUGUUGGUACACGUAUAUGCAUUUGGAGACGGAAUGGGAAAAGAAGUAUAUUUCCUUCACAAGAAGGAACAUUUCCAAAAGGUUUAUGCAUGCGUUACUUUGAUCCAGAUGCUGUGGUUGGAUGUGAAGAUGGGACAGCUCGUGUUUUUGACAUGUAUAGUAGGAGAUGCUCUCAAAUUAUAAGGAUGCAUUCUUCACCUAUAAGUAGUUUAUGUUUGGGUGAUGAUCAACUGAUACUGAGUGGUUCCUCAUUCGGAAGCAUCACAAUAUCAGAUCCUUCCACUCUUAAGCAAGUAACAAAACUUAAAUCGAUUGAUGGAACAGCUAUAAGGACCUUAUGCCUUAACCCCACUUCUGAAUUUGUUUUUGCUGGAUCAUCCGCUGGUUAUACAUACUGUUGGGACCUUAGGACAAGGAGACGAUUAUGGGAGACACGGGUGAGUCCUAAUAUAUAUUCUUUACAACAUAUGCAAAAUGACACGUCAACAUUAGCUGUUGGUGGAAUAGAUGGCGUGUUACGAAUCUUGGAUCAGAAUAAUGGUAACAUAAUAUCACGCUGUAUAGCGAAGGAUGAUUUGGUAUCAACUCAUGAGAAUCCUUCUGGAGCCAUUCAGAGAAUGAAAGGAAGAAGGAUACAUGAAGGCCAUUUCGACGAGAUCCCAAGGAUUGCACGACCACCUAUUACAUGCUUGGCCGUGGGAAUGAAGAAGGUUGUCACUACUCACGGUACUGGAAACAUUAGAAUGUGGAAAUUUAAUUGAGUUCCUGCACUUGUACCUUUCAUGAUUAAGAGUUUCUCUAUUAUUAAUUAAUAAUUAACUAGAUAUUAGAUAGGCAUUUUACGUUAUGAGUCUAAGAAAUAAAAUACUCUGUAUAUCUUUGUUAUAUCAAAAAGUUUGAACUCUUAAUUUCCA
Molecule: messenger RNA, 1618 nt
Organism: Prosopis cineraria
Lineage: Eukaryota; Viridiplantae; Streptophyta; Magnoliopsida; Fabales; Fabaceae
Product: F-box/WD-40 repeat-containing protein At3g52030
Molecular function (GO): protein binding
Source: RefSeq, a predicted model, not a curated record